Molecule: messenger RNA, 1106 nt
Organism: Onychostoma macrolepis
Lineage: Eukaryota; Metazoa; Chordata; Actinopteri; Cypriniformes; Cyprinidae
Gene: cxcl20
Product: chemokine (C-X-C motif) ligand 20
Exons: 4
Coding region: 16-396 (126 amino acids)
Biological process (GO): inflammatory response; neutrophil chemotaxis; chemokine-mediated signaling pathway
Cellular component (GO): extracellular region
Molecular function (GO): chemokine activity; CXCR chemokine receptor binding
Source: RefSeq, a predicted model, not a curated record
CCUGUGAGGUGAAUCAUGAAUCAGGUUGUUCUCACUCUGUUGUGUGCUCUGGUGUUUGGAGUGACUCUUACACACUCUGCAGGGCAAGCAGGGGGGUUGUCACAACGUUGCUUAUGCAGAGGCAAACUGCCAAAAGCAGUGAAGCCCAGAUGGAUUCAUGCAAUUGAAUUGUUCCCACCAAGUCCCUCUUGCUCAAAGACAGAGAUUAUAUUAACUGUGAUUGCAAAAGGAAAGGGAAAAGGAAAGAAGGUUAACAGAAGGUUAAAGGUCUGUUUGGAUCCAAAUGAGAGGCAAGGACAGAGAUUAUUGAAGGGCAAAGGAAAGCAAAACAAAAAGCAAAGGAACAGAGGAAGAAAAGAGAAGAUUGAGAAGUUUGACGACAAGGAUGGUUAUUGAAAUUAAUACACAAGACUUCAAAGCCAUUUAGCCAUAAAUGUAUUCUUUUUCUUUAUAUCUAUUUAUUGUUUUAUGAUUUUAAACAUUUCUCUAAUGACACUAAUACAGGCUUGUUUUAAUUGAUGCCAGUGAACGUUUUGUUCUAUCAGAAAUGAUGAGCACUUUGAUAUUUUUAAAAUUGUUAAAGUAUUGGAUAUGUCCAUAAUUACUACUUUAUUCACUUUUUAACUCUUAUUAAUUCAUUUUUAUACAACCUUUAUACAAACUCUAAUCCAGAGGAAGUCUGUGUGGGAUAUAACCAUGAAAUCAAAAUAAUUCAUGCUAAUGUGGUGUUUUGUUUACUUAAGAAUAUUACUAUGAAACAAUAAAUAUGAUUUUCAUUACAUAAGGAUGAAUCACAAUGGACCUUGACCAUUCAGUCCCCAAUAACUACUCUCAUCUUGCAGUAGUCUAUUGCUAUCUAUUGAUUUCAGUUAAAUGAAAAAUUCAUUACAACAAUACAGUUUUUGUCAUGCUCAUAUUCUAUAACAAUUCACUCUUUGUUAUGAAAAAUGAAGAAAUUGCAUAUGAAUUGAGUGCUUUACUGAGUAGUACAUUCAGCUAAACUUUUCUGGCAGAAAAUUCUGCCUAUGCAGAAAAGACCUUGGAACCAUAAAAGACCUCUUAUCCUGCUGCUCACACACAAACUUUUAUGUGAAAAGACCAUAGUU